Parasteatoda tepidariorum (common house spider) is the source of this 1965-nucleotide messenger RNA. RefSeq names its product signal recognition particle 54k (gene Srp54k). Gene Ontology annotation, molecular function: GTPase activity; GTP binding; endoplasmic reticulum signal sequence receptor activity. Gene Ontology annotation, cellular component: cytosol; signal recognition particle, endoplasmic reticulum targeting. Gene Ontology annotation, biological process: SRP-dependent cotranslational protein targeting to membrane; SRP-dependent cotranslational protein targeting to membrane, translocation. The record is from RefSeq and is a predicted model, not a curated record. NCBI's taxonomy places the organism in Eukaryota, Metazoa, Arthropoda, Arachnida, Araneae, Theridiidae.
GCAGCAUUUUAUUACCUACGUGUAGUGAGUGGAUGUGAUGAUGUUUCUGCUCUGAUGUUAUGAUAAUAUUUAUGUUUAUUUUCACACUUAUAUAUAUAUAAAACCUUAUACACAUCAAAAUUAAAAAUGGUUUUAGCAGAUUUGGGUCGAAAAAUCACGAACGCUUUGCGUUCUUUGAAUAAUGCCACAAUUAUCAAUAAAGAGGUUUUGGAUUCUAUGUUAAAGGAAAUAUGUACAGCACUACUAGAAGCAGAUGUUAAUAUAAAGUUAGUCAAACAACUUCGUGAAAAUGUCAGAUCUGUCAUUGAUUUUGAUGAAAUGGCUGCAGGUUUGAACAAGCGGCGUAUGAUUCAGUCUGCAGUAUUUAAAGAGCUAAUAAAACUUGUUGAUCCUGGAGUCAAAGCAUGGCAACCCACCAAAGGAAAGCCAAAUAUCAUCAUGUUUGUCGGUCUUCAAGGAAGUGGUAAAACAACUACUUGUACUAAAUUAGCUUAUUAUUAUUUAAGAAAAGGAUGGAAGACUUGCCUUGUGUGUGCUGACACUUUCAGAGCUGGUGCCUUUGAUCAAUUAAAACAAAAUGCAACAAAAGCUAGAAUACCUUUCUAUGGAAGCUAUACAGAAGUAGAUCCUGUUGUAAUUGCUCAAGAGGGUGUAGAAAAAUUUAAGAACGAAAGUUUUGAAAUUAUAAUUGUAGAUACCAGUGGUAGGCAUAAGCAAGAAGAUUCAUUAUUUGAAGAAAUGUUACAAGUUUCUAAUGCUACGAAUCCAGAUAAUAUUAUAUUCGUGAUGGAUGCUUCAAUUGGUCAAGCUUGUGAAGCACAGGCUAGAGCAUUCAAAGAUAAAGUAGAUGUAGGUGCUGUUAUAGUUACAAAAUUAGAUGGUCACGCAAAAGGUGGAGGAGCACUUAGUGCAGUUGCUGCUACACAGAGUCCUAUCAUAUUUAUUGGCACUGGUGAACAUAUAGAUGAUUUCGAACCUUUUAAAGUAAAACCUUUUGUCAGCAAGCUUUUAGGAAUGGGAGAUAUUGAAGGAUUAAUUGACAAAGUAAAUGAACUGAAACUAGAUGACAAUGAAGAACUUAUAGAAAAAUUAAAACAUGGUGAGUUUACAUUGAGAGAUAUGUACGAACAAUUUCAAAAUAUUAUGAAAAUGGGACCUUUCAGUCAAAUUAUGAAUAUGAUCCCAGGAUUUAGUAGUGAUUUCAUGACAAAAGGCAAUGAACAAGAAUCCAUGUCCAGGUUAAAAAAGCUGAUGACUAUCAUGGACAGCAUGAAUGACCGAGAAUUAGAUCACAGGGAAGGAGCAAAGCUUUUUUCUAGACAAACAGGUCGUAUUACAAGGGUAGCAAGGGGAGCUGGUGUUGCUACGAGAGACGUUCAAGAGUUGCUUUCACAAUAUACUAAAUUUGCUGCCAUGGUAAAGAAAAUGGGUGGCAUCAAAGGCUUAUUUAAAGGUGGUGAUAUAGCAAAAAAUGUUAACUCCGUUCAAAUAAAUAAAUUAAAUCAACAGAUGGCAAAAAUGAUGGAUCCUAGAGUAUUACAACAAAUGGGUGGCAUCAGUGGACUACAGAAUAUGAUGCGCCAACUGCAAGGUGCAGCUACAAAUAACCUGGGUGCAAGAUCAGGGAAAUGACAUUCUUGUGAUGCCUAAAACCAAAUUCAUUCUUUUUGUUGCCUAAUGGUAACUCACAAUGGUAACAGAGAGACUGUCUGUGAUGGUUUCAAGAAUAGUUACAAAAUUAUUAUUUAUGGUAGAUGCUCAUCAGCCAUUUCUACCAAUUGUACAUUAAACUUUUGUACACAAUUUUAUGACUUGUAAAAAAAUAUAGGAAAAGAAAUUCUUAUUAGACACUAUGCAUUAAGGAAUUCUUUUUUUAUACGAAUGAAAUGUAAAUAUGCCAAAAUUGUGUAUAACUUAUUUGCCAGAAGUCCAUUAAUGUCAAUAAAAGUAUCACUUGGGUUUUAA